Messenger RNA from Paecilomyces variotii, 1545 nucleotides. RefSeq names its product chaperonin 10-like protein. Gene Ontology annotation, molecular function: oxidoreductase activity, acting on NAD(P)H. The coding region runs from base 405 to 1451 and encodes 348 amino acids. The transcript has 5 exons. NCBI's taxonomy places the organism in Eukaryota, Fungi, Ascomycota, Eurotiomycetes, Eurotiales, Thermoascaceae. The record is from RefSeq and is a predicted model, not a curated record.
GAGAACACGAGGGAUGGGGCAAAUAUAGAUCUACUGGAGUACAAAAUGAGGACUAAGUGUUAGUUAUACGGAGAUAAUAAUACUAUUGCAAUUAACUUAUCACCGCUCUUCAUUAUUGCAUCAAUUGAUCCGUACCAUCCACAGAAAAGGGUUAUAGUGGAUCGAACUGUGACGCUAUCGCAAGCGGUUUUAUCGAAUUGCAGAGAAGCAUGUGCAAGCAUCCCAAGCUUGAUCUUACAAAUCUACAACAACAGCAUUGCGUGAACUCAAAAACUGCUGCCGCCGCCGCUGCUGCUGCUAAUACAUCUUUCGUGGACCUUAAAAAACUAACUAUCUACCUAAAGUGCUUGAUCUACCCUUUCUGAUAUACGUAGAGCGCUUGAAGAGGCAAAUACAACUCCACGAUGCUUGAAGUUAUCAUCCGCCCCGGUCCCAAGACGGAGGUUAUCGGCUCCGAUAUCCCUGUCCCAAAUGAUGACCAGGUCGUCAUCAAGGUCGUGGUGUCUGGCAGCAAUCCUAAAGACUGGAAGGUACCGGAGUGGAGAGGUAUGACCAUCAACCAAGGUGAUGAUAUUGCUGGUAUCGUGCACCAGGUUGGGAAAAAUGUAACGGAGUUCAAGCCUGGAGACCGUGUUGCUGCUUUCCAUGAAAUGAUGGCUCCCGGUGGUAGCUAUGCGGAAUAUGCGGUCGCAUGGGCGGACACAACGUUCCAUAUCCCGGCCAAGAUUUCCUUUGAGGAGGCUGCUACUAUCCCUCUGGCAGGUAUGACUGCCGCACUUGGUCUCUUCGCUCGUCUGCAACUUCCCGACCCAUGGACCCCCGCGCGCUCUCCCACCCCGUUGAUUGUCUAUGGUGGAUCGACCGCCGUGGGCUCGUUCGCUCUGAAACUUGCCGUGAAGGCCAACAUCCACCCACUGAUUGUGGUGGCUGGCUCCGGCGCUUCGCACGUUGAGACCCUCAUCGACCGCUCGAAGGGUGACACCAUCGUCGACUACCGCAAUGGUGAUGACGCCGUCCUUGAGGGAAUCAAAAAUGCUCUGCGUGCUGGCGGCCAUGAAUCAGUCAAGUACGCACUCGACGCCGUGUCUGAAAAGGGUAGUAUCCAGAAUAUUGCGAAGGUCAUUGACCCGCAUGGAAACGCCACCUUCGUCCUACCAUACCAGGAUGCGGAGAAGGAAUUCCCAGAGACGGUAAGACUCUCCAUGACAAUGGUAGGUAGCGUGCAUGGCCAGGGGACCGGGGAGGGAGAUAAGGAUUUUGGUUAUGUGUAUUUCCGUUAUUUUGGAAAGGGCCUCGCGGAAGGCUGGUUUACGGGCCAUCCGUAUGAAGUACGCAAGGGUGGCCUGGAGGGUGUUGAGGCAGCUUUGCAGGAUCUGAAGGCUGGCAAGGCGAGUGCUGUCAAGUAUGUGUUCAGGAUUAGGGACACGCCCGGCCUCGAGGCAGCCAAAUAACUAGAACUGUUAGGUUGAGGUCUCACUACCGAAUCGUGGGACUAUGUUCCAUUUUGCAAUAUGUGUGUACAUGCUGGUAAUGUCAUUUCGUUUU